Tripterygium wilfordii is the source of this 746-nucleotide messenger RNA. Its product is annotated as trafficking protein particle complex subunit 2-like protein. Bases 124 to 552 code for a protein of 142 amino acids. Gene Ontology annotation, cellular component: cytoplasm; TRAPP complex; nucleus. The transcript is spliced from 5 exons. NCBI's taxonomy places the organism in Eukaryota, Viridiplantae, Streptophyta, Magnoliopsida, Celastrales, Celastraceae. The record is from RefSeq and is a predicted model, not a curated record. Gene Ontology annotation, biological process: endoplasmic reticulum to Golgi vesicle-mediated transport.
GUAAUUACGAAAAGGUUGCUCGUAGCGUUUUACUAGUCACUACGCUACACCCGUCAACACAGAAACAUUCCUCUUUUAUACACUCCAGAAGGUAGACUGCUCUUCGGCUCCAAACCGGAGAAGAUGAUCGUGUGCGUCGCCGUCGUCGGUCACCAGAACAAUCCGUUGUACAUACAGAGCUUCACCGAGGCAGACGAUGCUCUGAAGCUCCACCAUAUCGUACACUGCUCCCUUGAUGUCAUUGAUGAACGAGUGAAUAAUCCAAGGAAAUCUGGGCCAAUGUUGAAUGAGACAUUUCUGGGUUUGCUUUAUCCAACAGAAAAUUAUAAAGUGUAUGGUUAUUUAACUAACACAAAGGUUAAAUUCAUCUUGGUGACAACUGAUUUGGAUGUUAGAGAUGCUGAUGUGAGAAAUUUUUUCAGGAGGUUCCAUGCUGCAUAUGUCGAUGCAGUUUCCAACCCAUUUCAUGUGCCAGGUAAAAAGAUCACAUCUAGAACUUUUGCAGAAAGGGUGAGCAACAUUGUCAAGUCAUUUGGAUUUAGUUCAGGGUGAAUUACCAAUGUAAAAGUUUUCUUGUAUUUCUUUAUGAAACUGGUGGAUAUAGUUUUCUUUGUCUUCAGCUUCGAAUGCAGUUGCUGCGUUGGAGGUUGAGAGUAUCAGAAAACUAGUAAUUGUAACGUUUUACAUCAUUUGUUUCCAUCACGUUGCCUGCCUUAUUGAAUUAACUUGUUUUCCCUUGAAUACAA